Molecule: messenger RNA, 2210 nt
Organism: Sphaeramia orbicularis (orbiculate cardinalfish)
Lineage: Eukaryota; Metazoa; Chordata; Actinopteri; Kurtiformes; Apogonidae
Gene: znrd2
Product: zinc ribbon domain containing 2
Exons: 4
Coding region: 50-739 (229 amino acids)
Source: RefSeq, a predicted model, not a curated record
GGACCGUCCUUCUGACGUCAUCGCGCACAACGUGCACCGCAGAGGCAUCAUGGCUUUGAAUGGAGAUGACGAAGACUUUGAGUGGGAACCUCCUACCGAGGCAGAGAUGAAGGUGAUCCAGGCCCGCAGGGAACGACAAGAUAAAAUCAGUAAACUGAUGGGAGACUAUCUGCUGAAAGGAUACAAGAUGCUGGGAGAUUGUUGUGAUACUUGCGGGACAAUACUUCUGCAGGACAGACAGCAGAAGAACUACUGUGUGUCAUGUCAGGAGCUGGACUCUGAUGUUGACAAAGACAACCCUGCUCUAAAUGCACAGGCAGCUCUGUCUCAGGUGAGAGAGAGACAACUGGCCUCCCAGUCCCCUGCAUCCUCCCAAUCUGCUGAACUAAAUGGAGGUCCAAGCAGCAGCCACAUAGGAGUAUCAGUUCCUCAGCCCCGACCAGAGCACUGUGAGGGAGCUGCAGCAGGGGGGAGAGCCCCCCUCCCUCCACCCGCUGUCCCUUCAACCUCAGCUCCUCCCCCUCCUACAGUCCUCGCACCCACUCGCCCACCUGUGUGUCCACAGACCACUGUUCUCCAACCGGUGCUGCAAGAGGCUGAGGAUGCCGUUCUAACGAAACUUCGCUGGGCCACCAACCAGCUACAGAGUUCAGCCUCUCUGGAGGCCAGUAUCCAGCUUUGCAGCCUCAUUUCCAGCUGUGCCAACUCGCUGCGCAGCCUCAAGGAGCUCAGCCAGUAGCCUCAGUGGAUCGGCUGAAACAAUGGAUUGAUGGGAACGCUGUUUCUACCUGCCUCUGUCUUGGAAUAGUGACUCUGGUCAAUUUUUUUUUACUUCACUGUGAAUGAGCUGAAUUUAAAAUUGGUUUGAAAAUGCAAGUGAAGUAGGAUUAAAAUGCCAAAAGUGCACAGUUUGCUCUUGAUUUAACAUGCCUAAAAGACUGAUGGAAUAUGUUACAGGGUUUCAGUAUACAUAUUUAAAAACAUUUUCUUGCUUUUGUUCCUGUAACAUUGAUGUAAUGUUGAACAUUGUCCAUCUGGCCAUCAGUAAACUUUGAUUAUAACCUAUUUAUUUUACAGUACAAAAAUAGACAACAUAUUUCUAUAUAUCUACCUUUCCCAAUCUUAAAAAAACAGCUUGGGAACACUAAAAAGUGUUUCCAAGCUGUUUUUAUUCGGUCGUCAUAUGUCAGAGCGAAAUAUGUGAGAAUGCUAUGAUACACGUUGACUUCAACAAACCCAUGAGAACUAUAGAAAAUAGACAAAAAUGACAGAAAACACAAGAUGAAAUCAACAUGUUAAAAAGUUACAUAAAUGAUGUAAAAAAGAAAUAAAAUGCACCAAAAUCAAAGCAAAGUAAAAGACAUCAUCCAUGAUGUACUUUUGUAAAUUGGGGUUCCAAUGGAACAUAACCUUUAUCUUUUGGGUCUCAAACUGAAAAAGCCUGGGAACCACCGCCAUAGAUAAUUGUAUUUUGUUCAUUUAUAUUCCAAAACUCAGUUCAUUUUAAAGCAUUCGAGGACAGUAUAAUAUGGCUAAGGUCUAAAUCCAGCUGUUUCAGAUGGUAAAAAACUCCUCAAUGUGAGUAAAUUGUGACCUUAACUCGUUAAAUUGUAGAUUUGUCUUAUAAAGAUGGAGACAGACACAAGUAAACAAACUGUUUUGGGUGUGAUCUGUUUUCUGAUUGGCUGUUCAGUAUUGUUUCAAAACUAACGGGUCACAAAAUUAUAAAAGAGUGUGAAAGAUGUUUAGAUAUAUUCCUCAUUCAUGUUUGUGCAUUUGUUCACAGAAACAGGAAUGUCUGUUCAGAAAUACAGUUUAUUAGACUGGUUUCAACUAUAUGUCCUAUAGUUACAAUCAGCACAACGGCCUUCAUGUCUGCAUUUUUGUCUUUUCUGUUCUGGUUGUUUUCUGUUCCAGACCCUGAAGAUGCAGUCCCUGGUUUUAUUGUAAAUACAUAGCAUGCAUGUUUUAUAUGUAUGCAUGAGGGCUUACUGUGAUGGUCAUGGGUUUCAGUGAUGCUGAGAUGAGACGAGGCAACACUCAGGAGUCAGACUCAUUCCUUAUUCAUUAAGAAAAUCUAGAGCAAACAAACUGUGCACUGUAUGUUAAUAGACAGCACUUGAUGCUGGAAAAACACCUUAUGAAAUUGUUAUACAGGGCACUAAGAAUUUUCUAAUAAUGAAGCAGAAUAAAGCUUUGCCUGUUCAGAA